Dimorphilus gyrociliatus is the source of this 1111-nucleotide messenger RNA. Lineage: Eukaryota; Metazoa; Annelida; Polychaeta; Dinophilidae. The record is from the annotation of a GenBank genome assembly.
AGUUAGUGUAUUGGUUAAAACUGAUUUACGAACUGAUAGAAACUUUUUUGUUAGGCAGACUAACAAAGGGAAACUUUUCAUUUCUCUUUUCAGACGGAAGAUACAGAUAAUCAUGAUACGUUGGGUGGCUAAGACUAUAGCGGCCAUUGCUGGUUUUAUGAUUACAAUUGCUUUUACGUUUCUACCUUUUAAAUUGAAAAAUAUCUUCAUUAGAAAAGGAACUACUGGUAAAGCAGUAUUAAGCUGUCUUAGUUGUUUUUCUGGUGGUGUUUUCUUUGGAACCUUUAUUCUCCAUAUGUUACCUGAAGUAAACCUUAUCUUGGAUGAAGCUCUUCUAAGGCCCAGACAUAUUACUUAUCCUGUUGCCGAAACUAUUAUUGCUUUGGGAUUCUUUUUGGUUUUGUAUACCGAGAAGAUAGCAAUUAUGCUUCAUUAUAAGAAAUCUUUUCAUAAAAUUGAGAAAUGCGAUACGGAUAAGCAGACAAAUGAUAAAAUAAUGAACUCUAAUGUUGAAUCAAAAUCAGUUGAUAAAGCUCAAUUUGCUCUCUUAAAUGGUUCAUUACAGCCUGAAAAUGGAAGUGAAACUAAUAUUAAUAUACAGCUUGAUGAACCUCAUGAAAUGAGAUCUGUUUUGCUAAUGGUUGCCCUCUCCCUUCAUAGAAUUUUUGAAGGACUAUCAAUUGGUUUAAAAAGCACAGUAUUUGGUGUAUGGAGUUUGUUUUUGGCUGUCAUGUGUCACGAAAUUGUAAUUGCCUUCUCCUUAGGAAUGCAUUUGGCUAAUGUCAAAACUAAAAGAACAAAACUGAUAGUCGCCGUUAUAUUUUGUUGUUUGGUUGGUCCUCUUGGAGUUGUCAUUGGUACUUUAAUAACAGAAUUGGGAACAUUAUCAAAUACUGUUAAUAUUAUAAAUGGAGUUUUACAAGGUAUAGCUACAGGUACAUUCAUCUAUGUAACCUUCUUUGAAAUUCUAAACGAAGAACUAGAAAAGAGUGUUUCGAUUAUCAAUAUGAUUUGUCUAUUUGUUGGCUUUGCAACUAUGGCCGCUUUGGGAUUCAUUCCAGAGAAUUCUAUUGAGGAAAGUAUUAUCAACAAUAGUACUUCAAUCAUUUAG